Molecule: messenger RNA, 1472 nt
Organism: Triticum dicoccoides
Lineage: Eukaryota; Viridiplantae; Streptophyta; Magnoliopsida; Poales; Poaceae
Product: THO complex subunit 4D-like
Exons: 7
Coding region: 204-1040 (278 amino acids)
Biological process (GO): mRNA export from nucleus
Cellular component (GO): nucleus
Molecular function (GO): mRNA binding
Source: RefSeq, a predicted model, not a curated record
UCAGCCUGGAGCUGACGAGCGAACAGAGAGACCAAUUCCUCCCGACUCCCCCAAGAGACAGCCAGCGCCGCCAGGCAGCAGCGGCGACGGUUGACGGCGACGGCGGCAGCAGCACCGGUGCGGCACAAGCGUCGGCGGCAGCACAGAUUGUCAUUGUAUUGUUCAAGACUUGUCUUAUCUGCUGUAGACUGAAACAACUCAGGAUGUCAUUUUAUGCAAGAAGAGGUGGAGAUAGGGGUAGUGAGCGUUUUCAAGGAGGAGGACGAGGUGGAUAUGCCAUGCGUGGGAGAUCAGGGUUUCCUCCUCGAGGACCACUUGGGAUUAACGCUCGACCAUCUGCACGCAUUAUUGCUAAGUCUUUUAGCAGAACCAAAGACAUGACCUGGAGACCUGAUCUAUUUAGUGAUAGUAUGGCGGCUAGUGGAAUCGAAACUGGUACAAAAUUGUACAUUUCAAACUUGGACUAUCGUGUUUCCAAUGAGGAUAUAAAGGAGCUGUUUUCAGAAGUUGGUCAUUUGAAACGCUUUGCUGUUCACUUUGAUGGUUAUGGUCGCCAAAAUGGCACAGCGGAGGUGGUAUUUACAAGGAGGAGUGAUGCAAUUGCUGCAUUGAAACGUUAUAAUAAUGUUCUGCUUGAUGGAAAAUCUAUGAAGAUUGAGGUCAUUGGAAGUGACCUGGGUUUGUCUAUGACACCUCGUAUAAAUGUUGUCGGGGCAUCUAAUGGUAGAGCUACGAGAACGGUUGUUAUGACGCCUGAAACGGGUCGGCGUGGUGGUGGUUCCAGCACUAGGCCUUUGAGUAAUCCUACCACCAGGUUGAAUCGUGGUGCAUUCCAAGCUGGACGUGGUGCUUUCCAAGCGGGACGAGGCGGAGGCAGGGGCUAUGCUCCGUCACAGGCUCAGUUCCAGGGCCGAGGCAGGGGCCGCGGUCAGUUCCGGGGCCGGGGCCGCGGUCGGGGCAGGAAGGGGGCAGAGAAAAGCGCAGAUGACCUGGACAAAGACCUGGAAUCCUAUCAUGCGGAGGCAAUGAAGACCGACUGAUUGCGGCCAAGUCGGUGGCUGUGCUAUCUGUUGGGUGCAAGAUUUAUCUCAUGAUGGAUGGGAUGUAUCAGACUGGGAGCAGAUAACCAUGUAUCUGUCUGCUCUGGUUUCCAAAACCAACUCAGCCUCUUAAUUUGCAAGCUCUUAGAUGUUGUUGCCCUAGAGAUUGUCGUGUAAAGUAGAAGAAACAAACGAGCUAUUGCAUGCCGGCUUUUGCAAAUUUGGCUAGUUUGUGGUCUAGAUGUUGUCUUUGACGUCCCUUUGCGGCGCAGUUGUUCUCUAUUUUGCUGUGGCUGCAAAAUAGGCAGCAUGACGCCGGUUCUUAUUCCGAUCUGUCUUUAGCUGUUCUGCCAUGUCGGUAAGCACCUCUGUACCAAAAUGCAAGGUUUUUUUUUGGUUUUGCAUAUGGCUUAAAAAAUGCCUUACAUUUUA